CCGAUGUGACUGAGCUGAUGGGCGGGCUCGAGAUUGACUUCGACCUCGAAGUCCCGGCUGAAUCGAGUAUGAGCGAGGUGAGUUGCGUCGUGGAAUGUCACUGCCUGGCGCUGACCCCAGCACGCCGUGUAUGGCGAUAUGGCGUUCAACUACGACACUUCGCGGCCAUGGUACCCGUGGCUAUACCGGAUCGAUUUUGUCAAGCCGGACGCGAAGUGGGGCACGACGUUCGAGGACACGGCCGCAAGCCUCCCCGGCGCCGUGGUGCACGAGAACUUCAACGCGACCGCCGUGUCGUGGGACGCGGGGGAUGGCCGCGACGGUCGCGACUUCCGCCUGCUGAGCUUCACGUGGCGCGAGAGCGCGCGUGACUCAGCCUCGCCCCUCCUCGUGACGACGCACACGGUGACGCGCACGCAGAUCCAGGCGGCGCUGGAACGCAUGGUCCGCCGCCCGAACAACGCGUGGUGGGCGCUCGAUACCCUGCGCCCGCUGCUCACUGCCACGCCCACCAAGCUCCGACGAUCCAGCAUAUGGAUGGACGCCGCGCGAACCGCCGUCAAAGUCGCAAAUAUAUUCCAGGCGCAGUACCGCGACAUAGUGCGGUUUGCCGUCGCGGUUCACGAGCUCGCGGACUACGAGCAUGCGCACGAGCUGCCGUUCGCUGAUGGGCUGUGCCUCACGCACGCCUUCGACGACCACUUCCUCCGCCCGCCACGAUUUUACUCACCCCCAUCGCUCGCCCCGCCGAGUCCAUCGUGGGUCCUCCAAGCCACAGAGUACAUCCAUGCGUACCUCGACACCGAGACGGGCGAGUACGAGUACGUGCAGGACAUGGCACUCGUGCUCGCCGUCGACGAGCACCGCAAGGCGCUUGAGAAGCUCAAUGGCGGAAGAGUGAAGAUCGCGAAAACGGAAUAGUACACUGGACGUGCCAUACAUUGUCGCGCGUGCGCUACAAUGCCCUGAUUUGCACUAUUGCUCAGCUGUUCAUCGUUCUAACACUACAUGUCUACGGUACGAGCCUUCACAAAACGGACUCCCUCCGCCUCUCUUCCAGCUCCUCAAUCCUCGACUACGAC
Messenger RNA from Cutaneotrichosporon oleaginosum, 1082 nucleotides. RefSeq lists its product as uncharacterized. Lineage: Eukaryota; Fungi; Basidiomycota; Tremellomycetes; Trichosporonales; Trichosporonaceae. The record is from RefSeq and is a predicted model, not a curated record.